AUGGCACAAGCGACGCAAGAUUUAAUCGACUAUACGAAAACGUCGUGGAUUUAUGAACUAAAAAAACCGGAACUGAGAAAAAUAAUCCAAGAUUUAAAAUUGGUGGCGGAUGAAAAUUUAAGUAUCGACGAGUUACGCAGAAUUGUACGCGCGCACGUAAGCGAGAUCAACGAAAGCAGAUCAAAGCAAGCGGACGAGGCUUGUAAUUUAUUAGUAAACAAGAAACCGAAAAUCAUCCACACAAUGACGGAGAGUAGUAGGGCGAAAUUGGAAUUUCACCUCGGAGAUGACUGGGAAACAUACACCGAGAGACUGGAGCUAUAUUUUGUCGCAAACGAUGUGAAGGACGAGAAACAAGCAGCGGUAUUGCUAACAAAAAUAAGCGCAGACACGUAUAAGCUUAUUAGAGAUUUGUGUACACCAGUUAAGCCGUCAGCGAAGACAUUUGCACAAUUAGUGAAAUUAGUCAACGAUCACUUGAAUCCAAAGCCAUCGGAAACGAUGGAAAGAUGCAAAUUUCAUCAAGCACAACAAUCGCAUACAGAAUCAGUAGCAGAAUUUGCAGCAAGGUUGAAAAAUUUAUCAAUUACAUGCAAUUUCGGGAACAACGCGACAACAGCGCUACGAGACCAACUUGUUUGUGGCUUAAGAGAUCACGCGACGAAAACAUUGUUAUUUCGAGAGGAGAACUUAACGUUCGAUAAGGCAUUCAAGUUAGCGACAACAGUAGAAUCGGCAGAAAAAAAUGCUAGCUCUACAAGUAGACCAAACGGAGAGUCGUCGAAAGAAACAGUAAAUAAAUUUCAAGGAAAUUCAGAAAAUAAUCGUCAGUUCCAGUCACGGGGCAAGGGGUCAAACCGAGGUAAGCAAGGGAGCCCACAGCAUAACAAUAAUACACGACCAGGGGUCAAAGAUAAGCGGACGACAAACAUAAACCAAGAACGUUCUUCUUCAUGUUACUGCUGCGGAAAAAAUAAUCACUGGGCACGUGAUUGUUACCAUCGCUUCAACACGUGUAAUAUCUGCAAGCAGAAAGGACACUUGGCUUCAGUAUGCAAAACCGGAAGAGCAGUCCAGCAUAUACAGCAGGGUACAGAUGACCACGAGGAACAGCAACGGGACGAGUACGACUUCUUCAUGGCAACAGACGGCAACGACUCAUCAAAAACAACAAGCGGUAAAUUAUACUAUAAGGACCAUGUAAAUGAUGUAGAAGCGGAACCAAUGUAUAUGAGUAUGAUGAUUAACGGAAAAAGGAUAGAAAUGGAAAUUGAUACAGGGUCAUAUGCGGCGAUAAUUUCAAAAAAAGAUAGAGAAUUGUAUUUCCCGAACUGUGAAGUCAAAGCAAGCAAAGUACCGUUGAAAGCAUAUGGCAAAGUGUUGUUAGAACAUGAAGGGAUACUUGAUAACUUAGAUGUUAGGUUAGGUAAACAAAGAGCAACACUUCAAAUGCGAGUAAUGACGAGAGACGGUCCUAUAUUAAUUGGUAGACACUGGUUGAAAGUCUUUGGGUUGUGGCCUUUCGAAUUAAAGAAAAGAGUUGAAUUUUGCAACAAAAUUAACUUAAUGAGCGUAACAAAAGAUUUCACAUCUAAAUAUCCAAAAUUAUUCGGUAAAGGACCAGGUUUAUACAAUAAAGGAAUGCUGAAACUAAUGGUAAAAGAAGGUACGAAACCUGUGGCACUAAAAGCGAGACAUUUACCAUUCGCGUUGGCAAGUAAAGUUGAAGAUGAGAUAAACAGACUAGUAAGAUUAGGUCAUUUAGAGAAAAUCGAUGUCAGUGAAUGGGCAACACCGAUUGUCCCGGUAAUAAAAUCAGACGGAUCUGUUAGAAUUUGUGGAAAUUUUAAACUAACGUUAAAUCCCAGCUUGAUUAGAGACAGGCACCCAAUACCAUUAAUCGACGAGAUUUUUGUAGCGUUAAGAAACGGUAAAACUUUUUCACAGAUUGAUCUGCAGCACGCUUAUAUGCAGAUCCCGGUAGAGGAAAGCAGUCGAGAUUUCCUGACAAUAAUAACGCACAAAGGUCUCUACCGGUACACAAAAAUGACGGAAGGAAUUGCAUCAGGUCCAGGAGAUUUUCAGCGGAAAAUAGAGCAGUGUCUAUCAGGCAUCGAUGGUGUAAUUCCUUAUCUAGACAAUAUUUUUGUAACGGGAGAAACCGACGAAAUUCAUUUAAAAACAUUGUAUAUGGUAUUCCAAAGAUUAGAACAAAGUGGAUUUCAUGUAAAUAUCAAUAAAUGUGAUUUUUUCAAAGAGAAGCUAGACUUGUUAGGAUUUGUUAUUAACAAGGAGGGAUUACACAAAUCAGAAACAAAAGUGAAAGCAAUGACAAAUGCACCGGUACCGCGAAAUAAGAAACAAUUAGAAUCUUUUAUCGGAUUGAUUACUUAUUAUGCGAGAUUUCUACCUAAUAGAGCAGAAAAGUUACAACCUUUAUAUAAAUGUGCUAAAGCGGAAACGUUUAAAUGGACGGUAGAAUGUCAAAAAGCAGUUGAUUGGGUCAAAAUGGAAUUAAUAUCACCUCGAGUAUUGGCACACUACGAUCCGAAAGAAGAUUUAGUAUUGUCAUGUGAUGCGUCCACGUAUGGAUUAGGAGCAAUUUUAGCGCACCGAUAUAAAGAUGGUACGGAGAAACCAAUAGCUUAUGCAUCUAAAGUAAUACCGGAAAAAGAAUUAAAUCGCGCAAUCAUUGAUAAGGAAGCCAGUGCAAUCGUAUUUGGAUUUAAAAAGUUCUACAACUAUAUUUACGGAACAACUACACUAACGUUACGGACAGAUCACAAACCUUUGGUUUUUAUCUUUGGUCCAAAGCAAGAAAUUCCUUUGACGGUAGCAAGUAGAUUACAAAGAUGGGCGUAUUUUCUAUCGAGAUUUACAUACACCAUAGAAAGCUUUAGAUACAUUAAACGCGGAAAAAUUGCAAAAGAAACAAAGAAGGAUAAGCUAUUGAGUAACGUUAUUAAGUAUAUAAGCGGUACAUGGCCAGCGGUAAGCGAGAUGAAUGAGGAUGAGAAUAAAUUCUAUGCGAAACGGGAUGAAUUGAAUGUCGAAAAAGAGUGCUUACUGUGGGGAUAUCGCAUAGUGGUACCAGAAGCAGUAAAACCCAGUGUUCUAAGUGAAUUGCACGCGUCACAUUUUGGGGUGGUAAAAAUGAAAAUGUUGGCAAGAAACUAUGUGUGGUGGCCAAACAUUGAUAAAGACAUUGAGAAUGUAGCAACGGCAUGUAAAGUGUGCGUGCAAGAGAGAAAGAAACCGCCUAAUGUUCCGCUAACGCCAUGGCCGUAUCCCGAUAAGUGCUGGAGUAGGAUACAUACUGAUUUCCUAGGUCCUGUUCAUGGACAUAUGUUCAUGGUAGUAAUGGAUGCGUAUUCAAAAUGGCCAGAAGUUAUCGAUAUGAACAAAUGCACCACGGCAGGGAGGGUCAUUGAGGAGUUUAAGAAAAUUAUAGUUAGGUACGGAUUACCGAAGCAUGUAGUAACUGAUAACGGCACACAAUUCACGAGUAACGAAUUUCGAGAAUUUUGUAAAGCGAACGGUAUCAAGCAGAGUUUCACAGCACCGCAUCAUCCAGCAACAAAUGGUGCAGCUGAAAACUUUGUCGGCAGAUCACCGGCGUUCAUGAUGUUUAAACGAGAAAUAAGAACGCGCUUUGAGUUAAUGAAACCGAGUGUAAUCGAUGAUGUAGAGAAACAACAGAGAGCGCAAAUCAUAAGUAGACGCGGUAAUCGAAAUGUUGAGUUCCAAACAGGUGACAUGGUAAUGGUUGAGGAUUUUGGUGUCAGAAGUAAAAAACGGGUCGUAGGCACGAUCGAAGAAAAAGUAUCACCGGUAACGUUUAGGGUGAAGGUUGCACCUGAUAAGCUAUGGAAACGACAUGUCGAUCAAAUCAUUAGAUACACACCGACGGUGGCCGAUAACGAUAAAGGUACAGCGGUACCAGCAAGCGAAUCUCGAGUGAAGCUACGCCGCUCGGAAAGAACAAGUAAAGGGGGCGAGUUGUAA
Nylanderia fulva is the source of this 4005-nucleotide messenger RNA. The record is from RefSeq and is a predicted model, not a curated record. NCBI's taxonomy places the organism in Eukaryota, Metazoa, Arthropoda, Insecta, Hymenoptera, Formicidae.